Syngnathoides biaculeatus (alligator pipefish) is the source of this 5131-nucleotide messenger RNA. RefSeq names its product vesicle-associated membrane protein 2 (gene vamp2). Gene Ontology annotation, cellular component: SNARE complex; plasma membrane. Gene Ontology annotation, molecular function: SNAP receptor activity; syntaxin-1 binding. The coding region runs from base 755 to 1084 and encodes 109 amino acids. The record is from RefSeq and is a predicted model, not a curated record. Lineage: Eukaryota; Metazoa; Chordata; Actinopteri; Syngnathiformes; Syngnathidae. Gene Ontology annotation, biological process: vesicle-mediated transport; vesicle fusion; SNARE complex assembly. The transcript is spliced from 5 exons.
GCCUCGAGCCGUUUUAGUCGUGCGCUGACUUGUCUUACUAGUGAGGACACGCACCUUGAACUGGAUCUCAAGGAUAUAGAAUCAAGUUAAGCACGACGGAUGUUGGUCAUGGGAAUAAGUGAAGCAACUUUCAGGUGGAUUGGACAUGUUGGACCGCAUCGGCGGUGUGCUGCUCUGCUGGCCACGCCCCCUCUCGUGCUACGCCAUUUUGUAGACGAGGAAACGAAGCUUCUUUAUGUGAGAUUGUAACCCCGCUCAAAGCAUCACAUUUCAUACGCGUGGUGGGAAAACACACCCACGAGGCGAAUGUUGACAUGUAUGGACAAGAAGGGUGUUGGCAAGAGUGAUAAAAGAGCUCCUUUGGAAGACCCCCGCCGCCCAUUUUAACACAGUUGACGUCACCGAGCCAGCUUUGUCCAGCUAAUCCCAAGUGUUCGUUUUCCUUUCAUUCCAGCUCUGUCUCUCGCCACGUCCAGUAACCGUCUCCCGGUACCGCCACGUAGCAAGAGGAAAAAGUGGAAUUGAUACCAGCCGAGGGGGCCAUAUCUGGGCGGUGGGCGCAUAGCAGUGCCCCUCCUCGGCGGCUAUAUAGGCAGGCAGGCAAAGGGCAGGCUAAGCCGAAGCAUUCGCACGGUGCCACAAGCUCGAGACGAGGACCCGAGAACAAGCCGCAAGCAUCUGCCGGCCACUUAGCACGCGCUCACAUUUCCAGCCCGGAUUUCAGCGCAGCUGUCUCGUCAACACUACCACCGAAAUGUCUGCCCCAGCUGGUGCCCCUGCAGAGGGAUCGAGUCAGGCUCCUCCCAACCUCACCAGCAACCGCCGUCUCCAGCAGACACAGGCACAGGUGGACGAGGUGGUGGAUAUCAUGCGUGUAAACGUGGAUAAGGUUCUGGAGCGUGAUCAGAAGCUGUCCGAACUGGAUGACAGGGCUGACGCUCUGCAGGCUGGAGCCUCUCAGUUUGAGACCAGUGCUGCAAAACUGAAAAAUAAAUACUGGUGGAAGAACGCUAAGAUGAUGAUUAUCCUGGGUGUGAUAUGCCUGAUUGUCCUCAUUGUCAUUAUCGUGUACUUCAGCACCUAAGAAGAGUCACUUCCUACCCCAGUCCACUCCCAGCGUCCUUGCUUCAGAAGGAACCCUGAAAUUCACAACAUAAGGAAUUAGACAUAACGAGUUAAUGUAUCUUCUUCCCCGAUUUGGCCUCCCAUUUAACACCCCGAAAACCCUCCAGGGCCGUAUAGGGCUCCCUGAUUUCCCCCGACCGGCUUCUGGACCCCUUCCUGUCAAAUAUUCGUCCUGUGAGUGUGCGGCACCGCCCGCGUCCCUUCCGGCUCCUCUCGGCUUCUCAAACCUGCCGUAGCGAGAGCCAAACACUUGUGAUGAUGCAACAACAGAUAAGGAAACAGUGAUUGGCAAUGAGAAUUGUUACUUGGCUGAUCUAUAACUAGUCAUUUGUAGAGUUUUAUUCAUAUAUAUAUACAUAUACUGUUUUGUAGGUGUGUGUGUGUGUGUGUGUGUGUGUGCGUGCAUUUUGUAUUUUUUAAUUUUUGUAUUAAUUUUCUGUAUGCUUCAGCGUCGACUACUGCCUAUUAAUCCGAGUACGUAUCUUGCAUGUUCUAAUCAUCGGUCUGUCCCCCUGCUUACUGUUUUUUCGCCGUAUUUCUGCACAGUGGCAUCAAUCGGAGUUAGCCACACAACUGAAUAGGUUCUUUCGAAAUCUUUUGCAAUCGCAGGUUGAAAUGACUUCCGAGUUCAUUCAGGUCUCUGCUAUUGCUCACAAGUACUGCUCAGCACCAAAUAAUGCAUGACUUGUCCAACUAUUGCCUUGUAAUUAUUCCCAGUCCUCCAAAUCUGACCACUGAGUCUCUUCUAAAAGUCUUUCCCCUCCCACAUUUCUCUUUAUCUGUUGUGUCCUGAGCUCUCCGGCUGUCUCUCCCGUUCGAGUCUUGCAGCAUGCUUGAAUGCCCGAUCGUUUUAAAACUGCCGUAGUACCGUUGGACCAAUGUCUGUAGGUGUUUGUUUAUUUUUUAAUAUUACGUAGUGUCUUAUUUCGAAAACAUUCCUUCAUUGCAGUCUAGUGCAAACGCUCUUGCUGUAGCACAUGUGAUUAUUUUUUUUAAGCGUGCGCUGAAACUAAAAGCGGAAGUCGGUCUUGGAAUCGACCGGAAUGAAAAUGAUGGGAGUUGGUGGGAGGCGGGAAUAGGAUUCCGUUUUGCUCGUGAGGUUAGCUAGUGCAAACAGGUGAUUGCAUAGGUCGCUACGAGCUUUUAAAUGGCACCACCACUAACUAAAAUUAACGUAAUCUUCUGCUUUAAGUUUAACUGUCAUUGGCCUGUUACACGCAUUGGGAAAAAAAAAAAAUCUCAAUACCUACUUUUACUCACAGUAAGUCAAAAGAAGAUGAAAAUGCACAAGAGCAACUUGUUUCUGACGGCGCUUUCCCGUCGGGCUGAAACCGGGCCCAAAGAGACGUGCAGUCGCCACAGCACACCAAACAGCAGUUCAGCCUGAUGUUGUUUUUGCUUUUUAAAGGCCGGUAAUUUACACUUGAAAAUUUGACGAGGGAAAACCCCAAAUGUCAAAGCAUUCCUUGUCAGAGUAUUUGAAGUGGUUUUCCCUACAGGUAUGUAUCAGUAAAUGUAAUAGAUUUUAUUUUCAUUCUUGUGUCUUUUGUGUGGAACCGGCAGGUGAAGAGGAAGUUUGCAGCUGGUAACAGCAAAUGUUCUUGUACAUCUGUCUGGUAUGUGCAUCUUUGUGUGUUUGCAUGGAAUUCAGAUGGGUGUGUUAAACACUGCCAAGCAACAAGGUGAGGGCGGAGCUUCUUCUGUUAAUUGCACUCCUCAGUCUGAUUGGCACCCUUCUGUCUCAUCUUGUAAAACACUUCUCAUAUUUUGGUCUUGGAUGGACGGCGUCUUUGGCUACCUGAUGACUAAGUGGACGAGCGGUCAACUUGCUGUAGUUUUAGCUAACCUAGUUCAAAGUGAUUUAGAAAACAGGAAUUAUCCGUCAUAACCUGCAACAGUUCACGUUAAAAGUGUAUUCAAGAAGUAGCCUUGUUAGCUUUGCUAUGUUGCCGACCGAAGGGGUAACUCAACCACCUUUGCUCAUUAGUGUGAUUUAAGAGUCCUACUCUGUGAGUGUGUGCAGGUUCAUCGAUGUGUGUUUAGAAUAGCUCUACCCCAAGAAUAUCCUCAGUUUAUCCUUGCAGAUUAGGCUGCUUAAAUCUCGAGUACAGGCACGUUUGUCUGCCCCCCCCCCCCCGAGUACACAAGUGUGUGUGCGUAAAGGUGACGACAGCUCUGAGGGCCGUGCCCCCUAACCUGUACACCCCAAGCCCCUCGCCUAGCUCACCUCUUAAGAGUGACCUCCAACCAGAACAAAAGAUGACCAAAGACCUGAUGUCUGGGUUUGUGCUGAAGAUUGCCCUCAAAAACAAUGGAAGGUGUACCCCAAAAAAAUCCUAAUCCCUAAUCUUCCCAUCUGCUAUUGUAGGAUAUAUAUUUACAUAUAUUAUUAUUAUUUUUUUUUCCUGCAAUGCCAGUCAGUGAGCAUGCCAUUCCGAUUAAGGACCCCACGCAUCACUUUAUCCUCAUCUUGUGCAUUCAAGUUGAAACAUAAGCGUGUUUAAUUUUUAGGCACAGAUCCUUUAACGGAUAAUAGCACAACCUUGUUUUCGUUGCCCGUUUCCCCCAACUUUCAUAGUGCAAAACAUUGAAUGAGCUAUAACGUUUGGACAAAAAGUUGCGUUGUGUUGUAAUAUAAACGUGUUUUGAGGGUUAGGGGACCUUUUUUUUUUUUUUUUUUUUGUUUUUGAAGUCUUAAAGGGGAGAAAGAAGCGUUUUGGUCAACAACAAAUCUGGGGGGAAAAAAACAUUCUGAGCAAUGGCACUUCACCACGCUGUGGAGGUAACCUGACACUACUGAUUGGGGUAGGACACGCUUUCUCUCCAAUUCCAGCUCUUGUCCUGUGAUUACCAAGCGAUUUGAUCACAAUGGAGAAAUUGAAGCGAGUGCUUUACGGUCUGGUGUGACGUGCCCCUUGUUUUAGCAUCGUGGCACUUUGUGUUUGUUGUCGCCGUCCUUUUUUUUGGGGGGGGGGGAAGCACAUCUACAGUCUGUUAGAAUAUUGCCUGAAGCCGUCCUUGUAAAGUGUUCAGUUAUCUUAAAUUGAAGCUACACUCUGUUCAUUUGUGGGCGAUCUGAAAGGGUUGAUGCCAGUGAAGCAGUUCAGCAUUUUUAACUGCUUUUACUUGCUUGUGAUUUUUGUAAUUCAAGCCUGAAAUAAGCAUAUUGAUCGUGCGUAGAAUGUGUAUGCGCAUUCCAGUGCUAAACAAACCCGAACGUCCACCGUGUAGGGAACGUCUCCCGCAAAUGGGGCGAGUGUAGCAUUAGGAGGGAACCUAUUGAGUUUCUGAAUGGUCACUGGGAUGGCUUACCAUAUUUUGCAGGAUAAAUGGGAAGGUUUUUGUCUUUUUUUUUUACUUUAUUUAUUGUAUGCAUUGAUCAAAAACUCCCAAUGUCUGAAUUUUAGGUAAGCACAGAUUGGUAGACGUAAAGAUGACUGAAAUCAACAUGGAGGAAAAGUAUUUCCCUUCCUUCUCCCUUCCAGAAAGGUUAGAUGAAUUCUGCUGUUUACAUCCAGUUGCUAUUUGUAUCCUUCCAAUGCCGUAUAUGUUUUUGGUGUUGAAAAUGUGUUUAUUUUUGAAGAGAGAUUUUCAUUUCUGUACGGGACUGAGGGGUUUUCUGGCAUGACCUUCUGCAUUGCCCCCGUUUGUCUGGUCUUACUGGAGGGACCCAACUGGAGGAACAUGGGCAAUGUUCUCAGUUUGAUUGCAUUCUAACUUUUUGUUUAGCUUUUAUUUAUUGGUAGAUUUGUUGUGCUGUCAUUUAAAAUGGGAUUAGACACUAGCAAGGUUGGCUCAAUGUAAGGGAGAGGAAACUGAAUGGAAAGCUAAAUUGUAUAAAAUAAUUGUAGUGUAAAUCUAUCAAUGUCUUAUAAUGAUGAACAUCAUAAAAUAUAUGUAUAUUGGAAAACAGUCUUGUGGCUAUAGGUGCUUCUUUGUGUGCAAAAUCUUGAUCAAAUGCAAUGUGAUGUCCUUGAAUAAUUAUAAAUUUCUUGUUGCAAACUUA